This is a messenger RNA of Dufourea novaeangliae, 1341 nucleotides long. RefSeq lists its product as uncharacterized. NCBI's taxonomy places the organism in Eukaryota, Metazoa, Arthropoda, Insecta, Hymenoptera, Halictidae. Bases 151 to 657 code for a protein of 168 amino acids. The transcript has 4 exons. The record is from RefSeq and is a predicted model, not a curated record.
UUAAAUCGCCAGACGCACAGAAGAGCAGCGAGAGCUGAUAGAUCGAAUUGCCAGAGAUUUAGUGUGUUAAGUUUGUUAAGUGAGAGGAACAAGAGUAUCGUCAUCGUUGGAGGUAGCAGCAUCAGCCGGUUCGCCACGUUCAGUCCAGCAAUGUCCUUGGAGGAAUCACGGCGUUCGCAGCGUCCGUACAGGUACGGGAUGGUGCUUCUAUGCGUUGGAGCUCUGAUAAACUGGUUAGGCCUCGCAGAGAACUACGUCGAACCGGUACGAUAUGUCGGUGUCGCUUGCAUAAUCGCGGGAGCUCUUCUCAUAUGUGCCGCAAUGUGUUGUUGGCUGCACGCACCGCCAAGUAGGGCAACUAUGCACACACAACACACAAACCAUCCAAUCACAGCACAGAUAGACGAUCCGAUUCAUGUGAUUUCCAUUGAGGAACCAUCUAGUGGAUACAGACAGAAGCCGCCAGACUACGAGGCGGUAACGGACGCGCCACCACCUAGCUACGAUGAUGCGAUCAAAUUGAAUCCUAGUCACCUAGUUAGACUGAGCAACAGUAGCGCGUUGUCGCUACCAACUGUUCACAACAUGGUUCCCAGAACCGUGGAAAUUGUUUCCAGGGAACCAACUCCAUCCCCACCGCCACCGUACGCGAGGUGAGAUUCUCAGUAUCAGCAAUCUCAGUUCGCAACGAGAAAAGUCUGCGAUAUGCUGGAGGCCCAGCGUCUUGCAAUACAACGAAAAUCCAUCGAAGUACAACUACGUGGCGAGAGUGUGAGGACUCCGUCACCCGUAACCGCCGUCAUAGCGUGGCUAAUGAUGGGAGCCAAAUGGUGGCCACUGGACCUCGUCUACGUAGACUACUGUGACGUACGAGAGUGCGAUUAUCGAUUUUGUUUGGCUAAUUUAGAGCGAAUCUAAAACAGCAGACACUAGUCAUCGAUAAAGAGAGAAAUCUGUAAUACGGUCGAAAUGGGGUUUCUUGGAAACUUGGAGAAUGUCAUCGAUCAUCGAAAAGAAAAUAAAACACGAACCGGUUCAAGCGUAAGAAGAGAAUGGGGUGUCCCAAUGGCUGGAACUCGAGGUGUUCCGAGUUACAUCGCUUUAGACAGUCGUACGGCUUGUUAGAGAAACCAUUUCUGUUGCUUGCCAUAUGAUUUCCAUGUUUGUCAUUUUACAAGAAUACAUUAUACACAUGCGAAAGUCAUUCGCACAUCCAUUUUAUUGUGAUACAUGUAACGAUGAUGCUGGUGUUAUGGUACGUCACUUGUCGAUCGCGGUGUUGCUUUGUAAAAACAAGACUCUUUUUUUAUAUCUAUAUAUAAUGGAAAAGCAAAUAAAAAG